Nelumbo nucifera (sacred lotus) is the source of this 1972-nucleotide messenger RNA. RefSeq names its product pectinesterase. The record is from RefSeq and is a predicted model, not a curated record. Lineage: Eukaryota; Viridiplantae; Streptophyta; Magnoliopsida; Proteales; Nelumbonaceae. Gene Ontology annotation, biological process: cell wall modification. Gene Ontology annotation, molecular function: enzyme inhibitor activity; pectinesterase activity.
UACCAGCUGUUAAGUUUAAGAACCCAUAGAGCCAGCCUUUGCAUCUUCACCUCACUGGGGCAGUCUUUCACUCCUCUCCUCUCUUAGUCCCAAAAUGGCCGGCAUUAAGGAAUCAUUUUCCGGAAUUUCAGAUUCCGGCAGUCGUAUUUCCAUCUCAAACAAGAAGAAGAAAAUCUUCCUCUUUCUCAUCGCUUCCUUUCUCCUUGUUGCCUCCGUUAUCGGCAUCGUCGCCGGUGUCGCAUCACGAAAAAACUCCAGCAAAAUACCCUCCUCAGCCCAUGCCAUCCUCAAAUCCUCGUGCAGCAGUACCUUAUACCCCGACCUUUGCUACUCAGCCAUCGCCACUGUCCCCGGUGCAGCUGACAACCUAUCAACCCAAAAAGACGUAAUUGAGAUCUCUCUGAACAUUACCACCACAGCCGUUGAGCAUAACUACUUCACCAUAAAAAAGCUCCUCGCUCACGAGAAACUGACCGAACGUGAAAAGACAGCCCUCCAUGACUGUCUUGAGAUGGUCGACGAAACCCUCGACGAGCUGCACGAGACAGCGGAAGACCUCAAACAGUACCCUAACAAGAAGUCCUUAGACGAACACGCAGAGGACCUCAAGAUACUCCUCAGCGCCGCCAUGACCAAUCAAGACACCUGCAUUGAUGGCUUCUCGCAUGAGCAGGCUGACAAGGAAGUAAGGAACGCUUUGUUAAAGGGUCAAGAACAUGUGUACCACAUGUGUAGCAACGCAUUGGCCAUGAUCAAGAACAUGACGGACACUGACAUGGCCGAGGAAAAGCUGAAGAUGGGGAGAAAGCUUGGGGAGAGUACUGGAGAGAUAGAUGGGUUCCCGGGGUGGUUGUCGGCGGGAGACCGGAGGCUGUUGCAGGCGUCGACGGUGACGCCGGAUGUUACGGUGGCUUCUGAUGGGAGUGGGAAUUAUAAGACGGUGUCGGAGGCAGUGGCUGCGGCGCCGAUUAAUAGUAAUAAGAGGUAUAUAAUAAGGAUAAAGGCAGGAGUUUAUAAGGAGAAUGUGGAUGUGUCGAAGAAGAAGAAGAAUAUAAUGUUUGUGGGAGAUGGGAGGAAGAACACUAUCAUUACAGGGAGCCGGAACGUUGUGGAUGGGAGCACUACCUUCCACUCCGCUACUGUCGCUGCGGUUGGAGAAGGGUUCCUCGCUCGGGAUAUAACAUUUCAAAACACAGCGGGGCCAUCAAAGCACCAGGCCGUGGCCCUCCGAGUUGGGUCAGACAAAUCCGCAUUCUACCGCUGUGACAUGCUGGCCUACCAAGACACACUGUACGUGCACUCCCUCCGUCAAUUCUAUGUGGAUUGUCUGAUUGUAGGCACCGUGGACUUCAUCUUCGGCAAUGCAGCAGCAGUGUUCCAGAACUGUGACAUCCAUGCCCGUCGCCCCAAUUCUGGACAAAAGAACAUGCUGACGGCCCAAGGCCGAGACGACCCAAACCAAAACACUGGCAUCGUAAUACAAAAUUGUAGGAUCGCUGCAACCUCCGAUCUACAAGCAGUUAAGAGUAGUUUCCCAACUUAUCUGGGUAGGCCAUGGAAGGAAUACUCCAGGACUGUAAUCAUGCAGUCCACCAUUAGCGAUGUCAUUCAUCCCGCCGGCUGGCACGAGUGGAGUGGUAACUUUGCACUCACCACAUUGUAUUAUGCCGAGUACCAGAACACUGGACCGGGAGCUGCAACUGCCAAUCGAGUUUCGUGGAAAGGCUACAAGGUGAUUACAAGUGCAACCGAGGCUCUUCGAUUUACAGUAAGCAACUUCAUUGCAGGUGGCAGUUGGUUAGGCUCCACCGGCUUUCCCUUUUCUUCCGGUCUUUGAUUCUCGUUUUUAUCUCUCUACAUCUCCAUCAACACUUUUUUUCUACCAGCUGUGUCAAGUUUUUCAUUAUAUAUUGUAUCGAUCGAUUACUCUUAUUAGUAUCACAAUCUCCAUCGGUUUCUUCGCUUUCUUUUA